AUGAUUCUUCCGCACCUCCUAGAACUUUUGCGGAGGGCAGACGGGAUCAUCAUAAGAACAGUCUUGUGCUCUCUACAAUUGAAACAACAUUACAUAUCCGCCAAAAUGGUCCUCAGGAUUCGACUCGCGCGCUUUGGCAACAAGCACAAUCCCUUUUUCAACAUCGUCGUUGCACAAGCCCGCUCCGCCCGCGGCGCUAAGCCCCUCGAAGUCAUCGGCACCUACAACCCCAUCCCGAAACGUCCCACGAACUUGUACGACGAGAAUACUGAUGCUCGCCCAUAUAAGGAGAUCGCCCUUGACCGGUCACGCGCAAAGUACUGGCUCGGUGUGGGUGCGCAGCCUAGUGAUCCCGUCUGGAAGCUGAUGGGCAUGGUAAGCCUGACCCUUGGUUUCUUUAUCCGCCAGAGUUUUGGGAAUCGGAAGAUCCGAAGGAGAUGGGCGGCUAUUGUCGGGUCAGCUUUUCAGCAGAUCAUAUGGGCUGAUGGGGAUUAUGUUGUUAUUAUACGGACUGUUUUCGCUAACUCUUGA
Messenger RNA from Penicillium egyptiacum, 531 nucleotides. NCBI's taxonomy places the organism in Eukaryota, Fungi, Ascomycota, Eurotiomycetes, Eurotiales, Aspergillaceae. The record is from the annotation of a GenBank genome assembly.